GUUCGGGGAAGAAAGAGGAGGAAAGUGUAGCUUGACGUAAGAAGAAAUGCAGCAUAUAGAGGCGUCUGUGUUGUGAAAAAUCCUGUGAGACACUGGAGACCAGCAUGAGGAAAGAUACCCCUCUCGAGAUGUCGCAGCUAUGAACAAUUGCCAGGUUCAUCGAGUUUGGGUGUAUCGUUGAUUAUGUGGAUCCAGCGCAUGCUAGAACUCUUGGAAGAUAUUCCUCUACUUCACUCAACAUGCUUUAAAUAAGUUUAAAGGAUGACAAGCAGACAGUUCAGUACAUGGCUAUCUGAAGCGUGAAGAAUCUCUGUCUGUGACAAGAACAUUUGGUCUUUCCCAGUACAUUCAUCAUGGCCAAAAGGGACACCUCACCCUCAGAGGGAACAGGUAUGACUUGGGAGGUGCGUGCCAACUGCAGAUACUUCCAUGAGCCCCUGGGACGCAAGUCUUUCUUGUGCUUCCGCUGGGGGCGUUACGCAGACAACUUGGUUCGCAGCUAUAAGUACUCUCCAUUGACCUUCCUGCCCCUCACACUAUAUGAGCAGUUCCAGCGAGCAGCAAACUUCUUCUUCCUGCUUAUUGUGGUCAUGCAGUGUGUUUCUGUCAUUGCCACUCUUCCCUGGUACAUCACCAUGCUGCCACUGCUCACCGUCCUUACAGUGCGUGGGGCCAAAGACCUGGUCACAGACCUGGGUCGACGCCGCAGUGAUGCCAAGAUCAACAGAAGGCCUUGUGACAUCCUAACUACAGAGGGUUUCACAACAGCUCAGUGGAAGGAUGUCUGUGUUGGAGAUGUUUUGCGGAUUCAUAAGGACGAGGUUAUACCGGCAGACCUGCUCCUCCUCUGCAGUACUGAACCCCACAGUCUGUGCUAUGUUGAGACUGCUGAUAUCGAUGGAGAAACAAACCUGAAGUUUCGCCAGGCCCUGAACAUCACCCACGCUGAACUGACCAGUGGUCGAACAGAGGAGCUUCUUGUGCCGUUUGAUGGAGUUGUGUGGUGUGAGGAGCCGAAUGGUCAUCUGUACUCAUUCAGGGGAGAGCUACACUGGAGAGGACAGUGCCAUCUACUGGACACAGAGUACAUGCUGCUCAGGGGAACAGUCCUGCGCAACACUGACACUGUGUAUGGACUGGCCAUAUACACAGGCUCAGACAGCAAAAUCCUCAGGAACUGUGGCAGUUUGAAAGUAAAGAAGACUCGGGUGGAGAGAUUCCUUAACAAAGUGGUGGUGACGAUUGUUCUCUCCUUGCUGAUAGUUGCUCUUCUCUUGGCUGUGGGAUGUGGCCUGUUUGAGCAUUUGGUUUCCCCAAAUAUUGAGGUUCUAUCUGCCAUAAGGGGCAGCGCCACUGCUGCAUAUCGGGGCUUCCUGACCUUCUGGGGCUACAUCAUCUUGCUAAGCCCUGCCAUGCCCAUAUCCCUCUACAUCACGUUUGAGCUGGUUCAUGUGGUGCACUGCCUCCUGAUUGGCUGGGACAUUGAGAUGUACUGGGAGGAGAAUGACAGGCCUGCUCAGGCCCGCACCACCUCUCUCAAUGAGGAGCUUGGGCAGGUGGGCCAUCUGCUGAGCGACAAGACAGGAACACUCACUCAGAACCGCCUACUCUUUCGCCAGUGCUGCAUUGCUGGGCAAAUUUACGGGGAUAUGACAGCAAAAUCAAAGCCGCUGGACCUGAGCUGGAACCGUUUCUCCUGUGGUGGACUUUGCUUCUCUGACCAGCGGCUGGUGGAACGGCUGCGGAAGCGGUCCUGCCCUGAGAGCCGAGAGUUCUUUACUGCACUGGCACUGUGCCACACUGUCAUGAGCGAGUGGAAAGACGGGUUGCCGCGAUAUCAGGCUGCAUCUCCAGAUGAAGAGGCUCUAGUUUGUGCAGCUCGAGAGCUGGGCUGGGUCUUUCUCUCCCGCACACGUGACUCUUUGACAGUCAGUGAACUGGGAUUUACGCGCCACUACCACCUGCUGGCCCUGUUGGACUUCAGUAGCAAGCGGAGGCGCAUGUCUGUGCUGGUGAGAACACCAGAGGGAGAGCUGAAGCUGUACUGCAAAGGUGCAGACAUUGUCAUUCUCGAGCGGCUGAGAAAGGAUAGUCUGCAUCAGGAGAGCACAGAGCAGGCUUUGGAGGUUUUUGCACAGAAUUGUCUGAGGACGCUGUGUGUGGCUGUUCGUCGUGUGUCUGAGGCUCAGUGGACAGAGUGGAGCCACGCCCUCAGCCAGGCUGCCACAGCAACUGUUCACCGAGAGACCAUGCUGGAGGAGCUGCAUGAACACAUGGAAAAAGAGCUAACGAUGCUAGGUGUGACGGCCAUCGAGGAUCGUCUGCAGGAAGGCGUUCCUGAGACUAUCUCCAGCCUCCGACGAGCAGGGGUGAAGGUGUGGGUGCUAACUGGAGAUAAGACAGAAACGGCUGUGAAUGUGGGUUAUGCCUGCAAGUUGAUGGAUCCAGAUACAAGACUGCUCCAAGGCGAGGAGCUGAGACAGCUUCUCCAGUCUCCCACUCCAGAUGUGUGUUUCCAUAAGGAUAAAGAGUCUCUUAUUUGGAGCACAGAUAAAAGUGGUAAAGCCGCCAUUGUCGUUGGUGGAUUUGAGCUUGCAGAACUGAUCAAGACACCUGAGAUGGGUGCCAGGUUUGUGUCUCUGUCCAAUCAGUGCCAGUCGGUGCUGUGUUGCCGAGUGACCCCAGGACAGAAGGCAGAGGUGGUCGAGUUGGUCAAGAAGUAUUCUUCCUCUAUCACCAUGGCGAUAGGAGAUGGUGCCAAUGAUGUGAAUAUGAUUAAGACGGCACAUAUAGGGGUGGGCUUAUGCGGUGUGGAGGGUGGUCAAGCAGUACAGAAUGCAGACUUUGCUCUGGCCCAGUUUAGCUUCCUGCGCAGGCUGCUGCUGGUCCACGGCCGCUGGUCUUACCGCCGCAUCUGCAGCUUUCUGCGCUACUUCCUCUAUAAAACCUCCUGCUUUGCUUUGGUGCACAUCUGGUACAGCUUGUACAAUGGCUUUAGUGCCCAGCCGAUGUACGAGAGCUGGUUUAUUGCCCUCUAUACCACCACGUAUACCUCCCUGCCUGUUCAGUGCCUUGGCUUUUUCGAACAGGAUAUGAGUGCUGAGAGCUCUCUUCGCUGGCCAGAGGCCUACUCAGCUGGACAGAGGAAUGAGUUUUUAAACCCUUUAAUCCUGCUUGCCACACUGCUCUACUCCAUCUACACCUCCAUCAUCCUUUUCUUCUUACCCAUGGGAGUCCUCCAGUACUCAGAUGUGGACUAUCAGACUUUGGCUGUUACUGUGGAAAUGUCAGCUAUAUUCUCAGUAACUCUUGAGAUUAUUUUAGAGACCAAGUUCUGGACCAAGUAUAAUUUUGCCACAGUGCUUCUCAGCCAGGUGUUGUUCUUUCUGUCCACCGUGAUUCUUCAUAGCCCUCGUCUGUUCACGGCUUUCCCUCACGACUACGUCUUCUUUGGAGCAUCACUAAAUGCCUUUGCCAACCCUGUGGUGUGGCUUGUUGUGUUUCUGACCACCUGCACUGCUGUCCUCCCCUCCAUUACAGUGCGAGCCCUAAAUGUGGUGCUAACAAACCCCAACAAACACAAGAUCCAUUCGUCAGAGGAGCCAGUUGCACUGCAGUCAUGGUUCAGGAGAGGUGUGCCUCAACGUCGCUCAUCCUACGCAAUGUCCCAAGGAAAAGGCUUUGGAAAACUAAUGACUUUGGGAACUGGGCCCCUUUCUACAGCGCCCCCUCUGGAUGGGAAGGUAGCAAAGGACACAGUAAGGGCAGACUCUCCACAAAUAGCACAAGCAGAAGCUGCUAAUGGUGUGACGUCCGAUGAAAAUAAAUCUGGGAACGUUCAGCAUGGCGUUACCUUGAAAAGGACAGAAUAGACUUAUGGAAAUCUUAGUCUGGUGGUUACAGACUUAAAAAAGCACUCUUGAAUUUUCAGUUCCUGUUUGACUGUGCAAUUUGGACCACUUGCAACAGCUCAUCUGACAUAGCAAUGUAAAAUUCUAGGUCUACUUAUGGCAGUGUGCUCAUUUUGUGCACUUCAUGCUAUCACUCAUAUGAGCUAAAGUAUGGCUGAAGAAACUUAAAUACCCCAGCAACUGUGUACCAGCAAAAAGAGAAGUAUUUAACUGAAUGAAAAGCAUACAUCAUAAGUACUCUGAAGUGCUCAAAAUGUUUGCACAAAGUUGGCUAUGUUGCUAAAAUUACUUGCGCUCCACACAAAAAAUUAUUCAUAUAUGUGGACCCAGGUACAGAUAUUUUUCUUUUGCUGAAGAAAUGGACUGCACAUGAUUUAGAAUCAUGUUGAUAAAUCCAUGGUUCCUGCAGAUCCUUAAAAGGUUUUAAAAAGUUAGAUUUAUUAAGUUAUAGUCAUAAAUGUGACUUUUUUUUUUUACUAUUAGAGGUAUUAAAUUCUAAGAUUAUGCUUUAAGUUUGAAUUUAAAAAGUCAAAAUGCUUCAGAAUAGUCUUCCAACCAAAAAUAUCGAUCCAAUAUCUGGAUGAUAAGAAAGUCAAACACACUGAAAAGACAGUUUGAGGAAAAGAGAGAGCAGUUAGUGGAGCUACAGAGGGAAAUUGAGAAGAGGACUAUUGAGCUACACGUCAUGCAUUUACUGUAUCUCGAAGCAUACAUCAUUGUUUAAUAUUCAAACAAUUGAUUUGAAUAAAACAUAAACAUAAAGCCAUUAAAACAGUGGAAGUGGUAUUAUUUUUUCUUAAUUUAAGUCUUAAAAAGAUAUGAAAAAGAACUGAAUUAGAUUUUAUAAAUCGUUUAGCAACCCUGUAAAUGAAAUAUUUUAAU
Molecule: messenger RNA, 4793 nt
Organism: Colossoma macropomum (tambaqui)
Lineage: Eukaryota; Metazoa; Chordata; Actinopteri; Characiformes; Serrasalmidae
Gene: atp8b3
Product: ATPase phospholipid transporting 8B3
Exons: 31
Coding region: 354-3872 (1172 amino acids)
Biological process (GO): phospholipid translocation; Golgi organization
Cellular component (GO): plasma membrane
Molecular function (GO): ATP hydrolysis activity; ATPase-coupled intramembrane lipid carrier activity; magnesium ion binding
Source: RefSeq, a predicted model, not a curated record